CGCGCGUCUCCGACCUGGACUCGCCCCCGCGCAAAGCGCCCCAGCCCAGCAGGAUAUCCCCGCAGCUGCUGAACUCCAUGCUGCAGUCUCGAAAGGCGGAGGCUCGCAAGCUGGUGGGCGGCGUCACCAUCGAGGACUGGAUGAACGGACGGGAACAGACGCGGCGGUUGGUGAUGGAACACGCGCAGAAAUCUGCGGCGUACGCCGAGGCUGCGCAGCACCGAACCGAGCUGCUGAGGGAGGCGGAGGUUACCUUCUCGCAGAAUCGUUCGGUUCGACACGGUUCGCUCGCCGAGCUCCCAGACGACGCCGACCCGGAGAACUUCCCGAAUCCGCCGGGCGUGUCCGAGAAGACGGCGAGGAGGCUUCAUCAGGAGGCGAUGCGUGCGGUGGGCGGGGACGACAAGUGGUGGAAGGAAACGGCGCGGCUCAACAGGGAGCAGAGGGUGCUUGACCAGCAGGAGGAGGCCAGGCGGCGAAAAGUGCUCGAGCGGGAGGUGCAGGCCACGCCGGGUGUGACGUACAAGAACAACAGGGACCGGGCGGGCGUCGGCGCAGCGAGGACCUCGGUGCAGUCGUUGCACUUUGGAGAGACGGAGGUGUUCUGAUGAAACAAAAUUAGCCGCCUAAUCUGUAAAACAAGCGUCACGCAACCG
Micromonas commoda is the source of this 656-nucleotide messenger RNA. RefSeq lists its product with no specific name. Lineage: Eukaryota; Viridiplantae; Chlorophyta; Mamiellophyceae; Mamiellales; Mamiellaceae. The transcript has a single exon. Bases 78 to 608 code for a protein of 176 amino acids. The record is from RefSeq and is a predicted model, not a curated record.